This is a messenger RNA of Linum tenue, 1455 nucleotides long. The record is from the annotation of a GenBank genome assembly. Lineage: Eukaryota; Viridiplantae; Streptophyta; Magnoliopsida; Malpighiales; Linaceae.
AAGCUACGAGCUUUUCCCGCCUGAGACUGCCAACCGCCGGCGAUUGUAAGGCAGCGAACAAGAAGAAAUAAGAAACGACGAAGGGAAAGGAGAAAGUAAUCGGAAGACGAUGAGCGCCUCCGAUCUUCCGACGAAGGAAGCGAACGUGCUGAAAGGCCACGAGGGCGCCGUGCUAGCGGCGAGGUUCAACGCCGACGGCAACUAUUGCCUGAGCUGUGGCAAGGAUCGAACGAUUCGCCUCUGGAAUCCCCACCGUGGCAUCCACAUCAAGACCUACAAAUCGCACGGCCGGGAAGUCCGCGAUGUCCACGUCACGCCGGAUAAUUCGAAGCUGGUCUCGUGCGGCGGCGAUCGGCAGGUGUUCUAUUGGGAUGUGUCCACCGGCAGAGUGAUCAGAAAGUUCCGGGGACAUGAGAGUGAGGUGAAUGCUGUGAAGUUCAAUGAGUAUGCAUCUGUGGCGGUAUCAGCUGGAUAUGAUCAAUCCUUGCGCAGUUGGGAUUGCCGGUCUCAUAGUACUGAACCUAUUCAGAUCAUUGAUACGUUUUCCGAUAGUGUGAUGUCUGUUUGCUUGACGAAAACCGAGAUCAUUGCUGGGAGUGUUGAUGGCACGGUUAGAACGUUCGACAUUCGAGUUGGGAGAGAAAUUUCGGACAAUUUGGGGCAACCUGUUAACUGUAUAUCUUUGUCGAAUGAUGGUAACUGCAUCUUAGCUAGUUGCUUGGAUUCUACCUUGCGCCUUUUGGACAGAACGACGGGCGAGCUCUUGCAAGAAUAUAAAGGGCAUACUUGUAGAUCUUUCAAGAUGGACUGCUGCCUUACAAAUACGGAUGCCCAUGUAACUGGUGGAUCGGAGGAUGGGUAUGUUUACUUCUGGGAUCUUGUCGAUGCAAGUGUUGUUUCAAGGUUCAGAGCACAUGCUUCAGUGGUAACGAGUGUGAGUUACCAUCCAAAGGAUAGUUGCAUGGUGACUGCAUCUGUGGACGGCACAAUCCGUGUAUGGAAGACCUGAAAGACAAAAUUCGGGGCAAAGAAGCAACCUUUUCCUGAUGCCAUCUAUACCAGAAAGCUACCUCUGCUAGUUUCCGUCGAAAAGGAAGGAUCUUUACAUGGCAAGUUGAGCUGCAUUCAAGUCGAAUUAGUUCCCCGGGCUUCUUUCUUCCACCUGCAAAGCUUAUUGAAGGAGCAGGCUGAUAUUUUACUCUGCAAAAUGAAGACUGCCUGAAUUCUUGGGAGGAAAAGCUUGAAACUGUAUGAGAGUUGGAGAUGCUUUGUAUUUAACUAUUUUCUGAAAAAACUGAUAUCUUCAAACCUCUAGAUUGCAGCAUAUUAAGUUAUCAUGUUGUAUGAAUCAAUACAGCUACUGAUUGAAGUCGUAUGCGACUGGUACAUGAUCCAUCGUUAUGCGCCUCUUCUUAUAAUUCGAAUUGUUGAUAGCAUUCUCAUGGUAUUAGUGCC